This is a messenger RNA of Hymenoscyphus albidus, 1425 nucleotides long. Lineage: Eukaryota; Fungi; Ascomycota; Leotiomycetes; Helotiales; Helotiaceae. The record is from the annotation of a GenBank genome assembly.
AUGCCUCCAGCUGGCGCCCAACCCCGUAAACCUGCUGCUCCCUCAGCAGCCAAUAAGGAAGCCAACGAAUAUAUCCCAUCCUUCAUCUCCAAGAAGCCCUUUUAUAUCGGCGACGACGACGAAGACUCCUCCAAAAACGACUACCUCGAACACCAACGUCUUCAGAAAGCGCAGUCCGACCAAUCCAAAUGGUACGAUCGGGGCAAGAGAGUCGGCCCAGCCGCGACCAAGUUCCGCAAAGGCGCCUGCGAAAACUGCGGUGCCAUGACGCACAAGACGAAAGAAUGUCUAAGCCGGCCGCGUGCCAAAGGCGCGAAGUGGACUGGGAAGGAUAUUCAAGCCGAUGAGCUGGUACAGGAUGUCAAUUUGGGGUGGGACGCGAAGAGAGAUCGCUGGAACGGGUAUGACGCGAAAGAGUAUACGCAUGUGAUUGAGGAGUUUGCGCAGAUGGAGGAGUUGAAGAAAAUUGCGCACCAUGCGACAACUAAAGAGGACGAGGAUGAAAAGGGAGAGGAUGGUGUGAAAUAUGCAGAGGAGUCGGACAUGGGGAGACAGCAGGCUACUUCGGCAAAACAGCUGCGCAUUCGAGAGGACACGGCGAAGUAUCUCCUCAACUUGGAUUUGGACUCUGCGAAAUACGAUCCCAAAACUCGGUCUAUGGUAGAUAGUGGUGCGACGGUGGAUACAGCUGCCGCUCUGGUAGCAGAAGAAGGUUUCAUGAGGGCCUCUGGAGACGCCGCUGAAUUCGAGAAGGCGCAAAAAUACGCUUGGGAGUCGCAAGAAAAAGCUGGUGAUACGAAACAACAUCUUCAAGCUAAUCCUACAGCAGGAGAAUAUCAUCGAAAGAAAGAGAAAUUGGAAGCGGAGGCGAAAAAGGCGGCGCACAAGAAGAUGCUUUUCGAGAAAUACGGAGAAGAUGUCAAUCCACUCGCAGCCAAGCUCCGAGAAACUGCUGUCCUAGAAUCCGAGAAAUACAUCGAGUACGAUGAAUCAGGCGCCAUCAAAGGAGCUCCUAAAACCAAAGCCAAGUCAAAAUACCCCGAGGAUGUACUGAUCAAUAAUCACACACUCACAUGGGGAAGUUGGUGGGCGAAUUUCCAAUGGGGUUACGCGUGCUGUCACUCCCUGGUCAAAAAUAGUUACUGUACGGGUGAGGAAGGAAAGGCUGCUUUUGAAGAAGCCUCCGGUAUGCGAUCUGGUGGAGCUCUGAAUGGUGAAGCACCCGCAAAGGAGAUUGAGUGGCCUCCAAAUGCCGCUGAUAAUUCAGAUAGGGAAGAGGUCAGUCCCCAGGCUAGCAAGAAGCGGACAAUAGAAGAGAUGAAAGACCGUGUUACUGAGGAAGAUAUGGACAUCUACAGGAGAAAAAGAAUAGCUGCUAAUGAUCCAAUGGCCGCCUUCUUGGGCAAGGAUGAAUUAUUAGCAUAG